Messenger RNA from Mesorhabditis spiculigera, 2817 nucleotides. The record is from the annotation of a GenBank genome assembly. Lineage: Eukaryota; Metazoa; Nematoda; Chromadorea; Rhabditida; Rhabditidae.
AUGCCGUCAACCACCGAGACAAAGAAGGACGAGCCGAAAAAGCUGAAGCCCUGCUGCGCGUGCCCGGAAACGAAACGAGUCCGCGACGAGUGUAUCAUCCAAAACGGCGAAGAACAAUGCGGAAAACUGAUUGAAGCGCAUAAACAAUGCAUGCGGGAUGCCGGCUUCAACGGUAUGACGGACGGAGCCAGCGCGUCCAACCCAGCGGUUGGAGACGAGAAGCCGGCUCAAGAUGAUAAGAUGGUCAAGGAUUUGCUGCAGCGGGCCGCUGCCCUGAUCCGGGCUUCGAACGGGUUGCCUCGAUUGGGAGACAACUACGAGAUCUGCGUCUCGUAUGGCUCGUUUGGAGAGCUAAUGAGCGUUUCGCGGACUCGACUCCAAGUGCUUCUACAAAAAGUCUACGCAGCUGCCGGUGUGAAGGUGCGCUUCCAGCCACGUGAUGCUCAACAGAUCGGCAUUUUGGUCGACAAGAUUGUAGCGGGAAAUGAUAUUGUGACGGAAAGGACGGGAAUCCUUCUUGAUGAAAUCGCAAAAGCCAACAGGCGCGAUGCCGUCAAGGUGCCGAAGGCCAUUUCGCAGGCUGUUAGCACAAUGCGGAGCGUGGAAACGGCACCUGUGAUUCGAGACGUACCGCUGCAGCUCGAGAGACCAUUACAUCCGGGAGCCGGACUCAGCGCGGCCGAGAUUGCAAGGAGACGGACGUUGGCUCGACACAACGACAUGCUCAGCAAAGUGCAGACCCAUAUCAAGAAACCGCAGAAGGAAUUCGGUUUUGGCCGCUUCAUCGACAAUUCGUCCGACAUCUUCAAACCGAAGCUCGUGGUAAAGCACAACGCGGUCGAGCGACCAGUGGGCGUCACGAUAAUUGAUGAUGAGCCCGCCGGGCCGUCGCAAAACGAAUGGAUUUCCGACGAAUCUGAUAUUGGAAAUCCCUACAAAACUGAAUUGGAGCGCUUUGUCGUCCCGGCGAAGCAGAUGGAAUCCCAGGAAAUCUUGGCGUACAAGCCACUGGCCGAGACGCCUCUUGUUUUGGUUGAUGACUUCGAAAAGCUGGAGGCGUUGAGGGAUACACUGAAUUCCGUCUCGAUCUUUGCCGUUGACAUUGAGCACCAUGACCAUCGUUCUUUCCUCGGCUUUUGCUGCUUAAUCCAAAUUUCGACGGUGGACACCGACUACAUUGUGGAUCCUUUCAAGAUUUGGGAACACAUGCCCAUCCUCAACGAGCCAUUCUCAAAUCCGGCGAUUUUGAAGGUCCUCCACGGCGCCGACAGUGACAUCGUCUGGCUUCAGCGUGAUUUUGGCAUCUACGUCGUGAACAUGUUCGACACCGGUCGUGCGAUGAGACACCUCGGCAUGGGCAAAUAUAGCUUGCUGUACCUUGUCGAGACGCUGUGUGGGGUGCAGCUGAACAAGGAGUACCAGACGACCGACUGGCGCGUUCGGCCACUUCCGGAAGAAAUGAUCCAUUACGCUCGUGAGGAUACGCAUUAUUUGCUCUUCUGCUAUGGCACACUGCGCGAGAGAUUGAUACAAGCGGGUAACCCCACAACGCAUAACCUCCUUGCCACUGUCUAUUCCGAGUCAACAGCGCUUUGUGGAAAGAUCUACGAAAAGCCGAUAUUCGACCCUAAUGGCUUCACCCGAGGCACACUUUCUGCAAAGCGCACUCUCAAUAAUCGGCAGCUGUUCGCGAUGCGCAGCCUGUGGCAGUGGCGCGAUGAGACGGCUCGAAAGGAAGACGAGUCGCUCAACUACAUCCUCCCGGCUCAUAUGAUGUUUCAUAUCGCAGAGUCGUUGCCCCGUGACAUGCAGGGAAUUCUCAACUGUUGCUCACCCGUUCCGCCACCAGUCAAAGAACAUCUGAUCACGCUUCAUCGCAUGGUGCUGGAGGCGCGCGAUCGCCCUCUAGAAGUCACCAAUGAACAGGGAAGAACAAAGCGCACGGAAUGCGAGACGCUGAUGGCCAUCCGGAUGCGGCAGCAAAUGAACAACAACAUUGACUUUAUCCGUGGACGGCUAUUGUGGGACGAUGCCGAGGUCUACGCGGCCAUCGAAAAUGCCGACUUCCCGGCCGUGACGAAGCAGCUGCUGUUGAAGAGUUAUGCCGGGGAGGCGCCGAUUUACGAGAGAAGUGAAAAGUAUGACAUCGUUCGCGAAGGACGGGAGCUUCUCGAAAAGUUUGGAAACGUUGCGUCACCAUAUGAGUGCUAUCAAUUGGCUGUAAAGGAACGGGAUCAGCGAUUGGAAGUUGAACGCGCCAUGGCGAAAAGCCAAGCAGAUGCAGCACCGAAAGAGCAGAGAUACUCUCACCACGAUCCCGCCGUCACGCGCAAGCCGGUUGAGGAGAUCAACGAUGCCUUGGCAAAUAGCGAGGGACUUGUUGUCUUCAAAGAACCCCGUGAUGAUGAUGACGAUGAAGAAGAAGCUGCCCCAGACUCUUCUAAUCGCCAUCAGACCGUGCUCGAAGACGAUAUCCUCACAAAGAAGGCACUGAAGCGCAGGCACCAACAAGCUAAAAAGGCUGUCGACAUUCCGUUUGGACAGCCGGCGGAGAAGAUGUUGAAAAAGGAACCCAAAGUCGAGGGGUCCGGCGACUUCACGCCGGUCGACUACAGCUCUUAUGGAACCCAAAUGUUUGAGCAGCAUCACCUUGGAAAGAGGGGGUUAAUUUCGUGGGGUCGGCUCCUCGCCGGUCGCCUCAUUGCUCAUUCCAUCGAUGGCCCUAAUUUAUGCGAUGCUCCGUUUUGGGGAGCGGCAAAUAAGGCCGUGCUGCUCGCUUAUUCAUGCCAUAUUCGCAAGCCCCGCAUCGAGCCGCAA